Anthonomus grandis grandis is the source of this 1954-nucleotide messenger RNA. Its product is annotated as G-protein coupled receptor dmsr-1-like. Bases 347 to 1462 code for a protein of 371 amino acids. The transcript is spliced from 4 exons. Lineage: Eukaryota; Metazoa; Arthropoda; Insecta; Coleoptera; Curculionidae. Gene Ontology annotation, molecular function: G protein-coupled peptide receptor activity. Gene Ontology annotation, biological process: G protein-coupled receptor signaling pathway. Gene Ontology annotation, cellular component: membrane. The record is from RefSeq and is a predicted model, not a curated record.
GAAGCGUUUCGCACGCACACGCGACAUUAUAAACUACGAACCGACGGUUUUACGAAAACUUUUCGCGCGCGUUCCUGAAAGUUUCCUAUUUUAAAAGUGGACUAUUUUAAUUUUUCUUCUGAUUUUUUUGAAAUCAUACGAUGUGAAUUGGGAUUUUGAAUAAGAAGGUCUAUACUCAAUGGUAAAAUCAAAUCCCUGCGUACUGAGCCACCAUCUACCUAUACGAGGAAUAAGGUCCCGCUUCACUAACGUUGUUCUUAGUGCAUUGGAAUCGGUGAUAACUGUAAAGAUGGGUUCACCUUAACUAUCAACAACUCUCAACAACCCAAACCAAACCGAAGCGAAAAUGGUGUCACCCAACGUCACCUACUGCGACUUGAAACAGUUCAGCAAAGACUUCCGCAGUUGCCACAUCUAUCUCAGCUUCAUCAUCUGCAUCCUAGGUUCUAUCUUGAAUGUCUUUAACAUCUUCAUCUUGAGUACCAAACAAAUGCGCUCCCCCACCAACUUCAUACUGACCGCCUUAGCAACCGCUGACGUCAUAGUGAUGCUAGAAUACAUGCCCUUCGCUUACUUACAAGACCGCAGCAGCUCAGCGUCGUUCUUUAGCUACAACUCCGCGACUUUUGUGAUUUUCCAUGCGGUGUUUACGAAUGUUUUCCAUUUCAUUUCGUGCAGUUUGGCGAUUAUUUUGGCCGUUUGGAGGUAUAUCGCCGUGAAGUUUCCUCAGAAUAAUCAGAGCUGGUGUGAUGAAAGUAGAACCAGAUACACGAUAGUAUUCACGUACUUCUUCUGCGCAUGUGUGUGCGUUCCUUUGCUGGUCUCUAUGAAGAUAAACGCUCGAAAUGCCUUCCAGUGCACCAACGGUACCAUUUAUCUUAAUAAAACCCUGAUAAGCAACUGGAGUGAUGUAAAGAACAUUACCAUAUACCUCACCGGCUACAGAAACAAUAUCUUCAGGAAUAUUAGCUUUUACGUAUACGGAAUUGUACUCAAAUUAAUGCCCUGUAUAUUGCUGGUGCUGUUGUCAAUAUUGUUGGUGAUCGAGCUGUUCAAAGCGAAACAGCGUAAGAAAGCGCUGAUGUCUAACAGUAAGGAGACCAGGCUGCUGAAGAAGAAAACGAACCAGAAGCAUCUGGAUAAGGAGAAGCAGUUUAAUCGCACCACGAAGAUGUUGGUGGCCGUGCUAUUGUUGUUCUUGAUGGCGGAGUUUCCGCAAGCCAUGAUGGGGCUGUUGUUGCAUAUUUUGGGGGAUGUGUUUGCUAAAGAGUGUUAUGGGCCGUUGGGCGAUCUACUGGACAUCUUCACCCUAACAAUUUCAGCCAUCAAUUUCGUCCUUUACUGCAUCAUGUCCCAAAAAUUCAGGGAGGUGUUUAGGGAAACGUUUUUCCCUUAUCUGCCUUGCGGUAAAACUGUCAAGAACCAGUGGAUAUCAUUACAAACUGUCAAUACAGUGGUGUAAAUUUUAUUAAAAAAUGUAUGUGAUAAUUAAAUUAUGUAUGUAAAUAUUUAAAUGUGUGAAUAAGGCUCUUGAUAUCAUAGGGAUAAUUUUAUUACGCCUUAUGUAGGACAAAUUUUUUUUUAAAUUAAAGCUCGUGGGGUGUUUACGCAUCUCCCUUAAAAAAAUAACAUUUGUCCAUGACAUAUUAUUCCUCUCCAAUUUAAAUUAUUUACCCUCAAACAAAAAGAUAAAAACAAAAGGGUUGGUUUGAAUAACAAAACGGGCCCUACGGGGGAUUUUUGGCAAUUGGAUUUUUUUAAUUACGUAAAUUGUAUAAACUUAAGCCCUAUGAUAAGCAUGUUAAGAGGGGUGUGUUUUUAACCAAAGAUAGCUUUAAGGAGUAGUAAAAUUUUAUAGGAUGCACAUUUUUUUAAAGUUAGUGUCUCUACCUGGAAGUCUCUGAAAUUAUUAUCACGUCCAGAAUCUCUAUAAUAUAUUUAAUACAUUAUUUUA